Molecule: messenger RNA, 922 nt
Organism: Erythranthe guttata (spotted monkey flower)
Lineage: Eukaryota; Viridiplantae; Streptophyta; Magnoliopsida; Lamiales; Phrymaceae
Source: RefSeq, a predicted model, not a curated record
AUGGGACUUGAACACAAUGCCUCGUAACCUAGGUGCCUCAGCUUAGACAAUUAACAUCAGCCAGCUCUAAAUACUUUAUCCGGAUAAAACUGGAAAAUGUUGAAGGCCUGCUUAUUAGUGUGUUGUAUAAAUAACAUUCUUAGAUUCUCAUAUCCCAUUUCCUGUACAAAUGAUUUUAAGCUCUCUCUUCCUUGGCCAUGCUUGCUAAAUGUGUCUCACGAACCUUCUUUUCCAUGAUGAAGGUGAUUUUGCAAUUAGCAGAAUCGGGAUCAUUUUUCGUCCAGGUUGAUCUGUUUAAAGUACGUGGAAAGUUUGCCUUAACAGAUGCCUAUGAGGACCAUUUUGCACUUCCCAAGGGCAGAAUCAUUCUGGUUACUCAUCGAAGAGUUAUGUUGUUGCAACAACCAUCCAACCUCAUUGCACAGAAAAAAUUCAACCCUGCAAGAGAUCCAUGUUCAGUGCUCUGGGAUGUGGUGUGGGAUGACUUAGUCACAAUGGAACUGGUUCACGGAAAGAAAGAUCAUCCGAGUGCUCCAACUUCACGCGUUCUUCUAUAUUUACACAAUAAAAAUGGAGAUGCAAAGGACCAAUAUCGCAUUAUAAAGUGUAGCCGUGAUUCUAAUCAAGCAUUUGAGGUUUAUUCGUCAAUCGAACAAGCAAGGUCUACUUACGGUCCAACACAUACAAUGGGGUUGCUUAAGAGGAAAGUGAGGAAGCCAUAUUCUCCUACGGUAGAUGCUGUAAUUCCUAAAGGAGCAUACAUAUUGUCACCCCAACAAAUGCCUUCAUCGGUAUCCCUAAAUUCAACUCUUGGAGCAGUGAACAAUGAUUGAUAUGGAAAAUGUAGCUUUUGCUAGUAACAGCAAAAGGCAUAAACGAUGAUCGUUUUAUCUUUUUACCGUCUAAAGUGUGAAGAAAGAUU